GCUCCGUCCCAGGUCCCCCGCCCCGGGACGCUGCCCCAGCCGGGCGGGCAGUCCCAGCCCCUGCCGAGGCCGUCCCGGGGACACAGACGCCAAAGCCCCUCCGGCCGGAGCAGGGACCCGGGCCUGCCCAGCCAGCUCUGACAGCCCCAUGGCCCUGGCCGGCCACUGAGCCCCACCAUGGGCAGCCUGUACUCAGAGUACCUAAGCCCCAGCAAGGUCCUGGAACACUAUAAUUACACCAAGGAGACGCUGGACACUCAGGAGACGACCUCCCGCCAGGUGGCCUCGGGCUUCAUCAUCUUCCUCUGCUUCGUCAUCGUGGUGGAGAACGCCCUGGUGCUCAAUGCCGUUGUUCGCAACAGCAAGUUCCACUCAGCCAUGUACCUGUUUCUGGGCAACCUGGCCGCCUCGGACCUACUGGCAGGUGUGGCCUUCUUUGCCAACACCUUGCUCUCAGGCCGUGUCACGCUGAGGCUGACCCCUGUGGAGUGGUUCGCCCGAGAGGGCUCCGCCUUCAUCACACUUUCCGCCUCUGUCUUCAGCCUCCUGGCCAUUGCCAUUGAGCGGCAUGUGGCCAUUGCCAAGGUCAAGCUCUACGGCAGCGACAAGAGCUGCCGCAUGCUGCUGCUCAUCGUGGCCUCGUGGCUCAUCUCAUUCGCUCUCGGAGGCCUGCCCAUCCUCGGCUGGAACUGCCUGGGCCAUCUCGAGGCCUGUUCCACCGUGCUGCCGCUCUACACCAAGCACUAUGUGCUCUGCGUCGUGACCAUCUUCUCCGUCAUCUUACUGGCCAUCGUCGCUCUGUACAUCCGCAUCUACUGUGUGGUCCGCUCCAGCCACGCCGACGUGGCCGGCCCGCAGACGCUGGCCCUGCUCAAGACGGUCACCAUCGUGCUGGGCGUCUUCAUCGUCUGCUGGCUGCCUGCCUUUAGCAUCCUGCUCCUGGACUAUGCCUGUCCCGUCCGGUCCUGCCCUGUCCUCUACAAGGCCCACUACUUCUUUGCCUUUGCCACCCUGAACUCGCUGCUCAACCCCGUCAUCUACACGUGGCGCAGCCGGGACCUACGGCGGGAGGUACUGAGGCCGCUGCAGAGCUGCCGGCGGGCGGCGGGGGUUCAAGGGCGGCGGGGUGGGACCCCAGGGCAUCGCCUCCUGCCUCUCCGCAGCUCCAGCUCACUAGAGAGGGGCACACACAUGCCCACGUCGCCCACGUUUCUGGAGGGCAACACAAUGGUCUGAGUGGGCCACCAGGCCAUGGCAGAGGGCUCCGUGGAGAGACACCGGGUGACCCUGGACAGAGAUGUGGGGUUGUCAAGCAAGACGCCCCGACGCCGCAGACCUGGGUGGUAUUGAAAAUAUUUCACACCAGGGGUAGCCGGCUGAGACGCUGGCCAGUCGGUUGGCAGAGCUGCAGGGCCAGAGGCUAGUGUAGUAACUGGUGUGAGCCCUUCAGAACCGGAUCAUGGGGUGGCCUGGGGGACCUGGAAAGGGCCUGUGUGACAGCAGGCAGGCAUCCCGGUGACAAUAGGCAAGCACUCGGGGGAGCUCAGGGCAGGAACUACUUACAACACGUUACAAGGGAUUUCUACAUUUCAUGACUGACACUCUGCCUUGUACAAGGCUCCCCUCUCUGAAUCUAGCCCCCUUGUCACCUCCUGGCAAACUUGGGCCACCUCCCCUAGCACCACUGCCCCAAGGGGCUGGAGGCCUCCACCCUGACCGUCCUGGGUGGCACUGGCUGACAGUUUCAAAGCCCAAAUCCACAGCUUCUCCAAAUUUCACCAGCUGCCACUUUGGCCUCUUCCCUUUUCUCUCACGUUCCAUGAGAUGCUGGGAAGCCAUGGGGUGCAGAGGGGGGCUGGAUGCCAUUCUCAGACCUCAGCGGCCAAUUGCACUAUUUGGGGCACAGAGGAAUCACCAGGGGCUGGAAAAUCUGGUCUGGGGGAGCUGAGGAGGGCUCUGGGCCUCCUGGGGGGAGAGUGGACCUUGAGAAGGUUCUAGGGGAGCUGUUUGCACAGGACCCCCUCCCCCCCAUAAAAACAACCACCCAAGAGCUACUCCCACCUCCAGCCCAGCAGAAGUCCCAGAUCUCUGGGACAGGGCAGCCUUGAGCCAAUGUGCCUCCUUUCAAGUUGUACAGAGGAGCAUGGGGGUGGGCAUGACAAGGACAUUUGCGGGGUGCUGUCCCCUCCCCUGCCCCAGAAGGACUUUACUAAAUUCCAUGGAUAGAUGGAAGGGACAUUGCGGUACAAAUGUAUAUUUAUGUGUGUCUGUGUGCGCGCAUGUGUGGCAUCUGUGACCCAUUCUCCCCUCCGUGUCCCCCCUCCCCCGAGUGGAUGUCCUUGUCGUCUCGUGUCUGUGUUGAAGCUGCCAAAGAGGGAUCUGGCCCCCGCACAGACCCCUUGUCAUUGCUGGCUCAUAUCCCCACUGGAGAGCUGGGGUCCGGCUCUCCUCGGGGAAGGAAACCUCACGCCUGAAAGGGAUUGCUCGUGAAUGCAAAGGCUGGGGGAGGAGGUCUUGGGGGGCAAGGAGCCAGUUGGGGGCUUGUCUCCCCUCGUACAGCUCCCCAGAUGCACCCCCCCAUGCCUGAGACCCAGGCCCAGGCUAAUAAACGGUUCAAUCUCUCA
Suricata suricatta (meerkat) is the source of this 2624-nucleotide messenger RNA. It is a transcript of the gene S1PR2, whose product is annotated as sphingosine-1-phosphate receptor 2. Bases 178 to 1236 code for a protein of 352 amino acids. Gene Ontology annotation, molecular function: sphingosine-1-phosphate receptor activity. Gene Ontology annotation, biological process: sphingosine-1-phosphate receptor signaling pathway. The record is from RefSeq and is a predicted model, not a curated record. Lineage: Eukaryota; Metazoa; Chordata; Mammalia; Carnivora; Herpestidae. Gene Ontology annotation, cellular component: membrane. The transcript has 2 exons.